Messenger RNA from Lineus longissimus, 821 nucleotides. RefSeq lists its product as uncharacterized. Bases 250 to 660 code for a protein of 136 amino acids. The record is from RefSeq and is a predicted model, not a curated record. The transcript has 6 exons. Lineage: Eukaryota; Metazoa; Nemertea; Pilidiophora; Heteronemertea; Lineidae.
CGCAUAGAAGUAUAAACAAUAGACAAGUGUAUCCGGAAUCUGUAAUCAUUAUUGAGUGAAUAUCCAAGCCAAUGAUCUCCUAUUGGUCACAAUUUGAUCUCACUAAUUAAAUCGAUUAAAAUCAGAUUUCUAGAUUUUCCUUUGCCGGAAGGGGCGUCGCGGGCGAGUAAUAAAGAACGACGUUGAUGCCCCCGUCAUCCUCAUAUUCGCUCGUCGGGAAACAAAAGAGGAACAACAGAGCCGAAGAAGAUGUCGCACAUGACUGUCCUAGCUCUUUUAUGCAUGUGGGCACUGGUAGCAGUUGGUGGUAACGCACUUGAAUGUUCUCUGGUAGGCUCGUGCAACGCAACCAAAUGUGAAAGUGACCGUUGUUCUCCGGUAGGCUCAUUUGAGGCAGUGACGUGCAACGCAGUCAAGUGUGCAUGUAACCGUUCCAAGUUCCUCCAGAAUCUCAGCCCGAGUUGCAAAGCGAAAGUUCUUGCUGCCUUCUUUGAUAUCGAUUGUGAGAAGACGAAAUACAAAAGGUCCGAGAUAGUGAAAGAAAUACAAAAGGCGAGGGAUGACAAGGAAACUCAUGGGUGCAAUAUCGAUUGUAUGGUUGAUGGAAACUGCCCUGUUAAUACACCGGUAGGGCUUGCGGGAGUUGGCCCCGUAGCAUAAACAGAAGACUCGGACCACAUCGCAGCGGGCGUCUACCCCGAUGACCAGCACGUGCAGUUGGUGUAAACUGCUGGCAAACUGAAGGCAAGAGGAGCGAAAUACAUGCAGGACCGUAGAAAUCAUGUUCAUGAAAACAGUGUUAUUCUAUACUAAAUAAAGAA